Castor canadensis (American beaver) is the source of this 1985-nucleotide messenger RNA. It is a transcript of the gene Bcas4, whose product is annotated as breast carcinoma amplified sequence 4. The record is from RefSeq and is a predicted model, not a curated record. Gene Ontology annotation, cellular component: BLOC-1 complex. Lineage: Eukaryota; Metazoa; Chordata; Mammalia; Rodentia; Castoridae.
AUGUGCAGCCGGGUGGGAACCACUGCCCUGCCGGAAUUCCAUCGGCAAGAGGUGGUCUCCACUCGGGUCCUCGCUCUCAAACUUGGCUGUCUGUUGGAAGCAGCUGGUGAGCUUCAACCUGUACUGACGCUCCGGUCUCACCCGGAGGCUGUGUGCGGGCCGGGCUCUGCAAGGUGUUGCAAGGGCGGGCGCAGUGCGCGAGCGCGCCACUGGGUGGCGCUGCGCGCUCGGCGGCCGCUGAGUCCGCGGCACACCUGCCCCGCCUCCGCCAGGCGGGCCGCGGGGCCUGCAGCGGCUGGGGGCGGGGCUCCGAGGCCCGGGCGCGGCCACGGCUCCGCAGCUGCGUCUGUGCCAGACCCUGUCGCCGUCCUGAUGCUGCUCGUGGAUGCCGACCGGCCGGAGCCGGUGCGCAGCGGGGCGCGCGAGCUCGCGCUCUUCCUGACCCCCGAGCCCGGGGCAGAGGCUCGAGAGGUGGAGGCGGCCAUCGAGGGGACCCUCCUCAUGCUGGAAGAAUUUUGCAGCCUCACGGACAUGAUCCGAAGUGACACAUCACAGAUCUUGGAGGAAAAUAUCCCGUUCCUUAAGGCCAAAGUGACGGAAAUGCGUGGUGUCUAUGCCAAAGUGGACCAGCUAGAGGCCUUCGUCAAGAUGGUGGGGCACCACGCCGCCUUCCUGGAAGAGCAAGUGCUGCGGGCUGAGCAGGAGUGUGGCGCCUUCCCACAGGCCCUGCGGCGGUGGCUGGGCUCCGCGGGGCUCCCCUCCUUCCGGAAUAAGCCGUCCUCACCAGCGCCCCAGAUGUAUGAGCUGCCUGCACUGUACAGGACCGAAGACUAUUUUCCUGGGGACCCCCAGGAGGUGAAGAAUGCAGUCCUCAAGCCCUGUCACCAGCCUGAGCCCUGUGGUCAGCAUCUGGGAGCAUCGGAGUGAUGCUAUGCACAAGGCGCAGCUUGGGGUUCUUUUCCUUUUAUUGCCAUUGAUUUGUGUUUGCUUUUCUCCUGGAGGGAUCUGGAGCAGCAAUGGGGACCUGCGAGUGGCAGUGUCUCCAGGACAGCUACACACCCAACCCUUCAUGGGGCCACAGUGAGGGCCCAUGCACCCCUGCCCUGUGGCUCAUCCCAAUAAAGUGUCAAGCGCUCACUCGUGGUCAGGUUGUGAAGACAGUGGGAGGUCGCCUGGUCCUCAGAGUGCACGGGCUGUGGUGAGUGGAGGACAGGCCUGGCCUUGCAUUCCAGCUGUGCACAGAGACCAGAGGCUCUUGGUCUCCAAGGUGUGCCUGCCUCCUUUCUCCUGCAGACAGCCUCCUGCCUUACUAACCCUCAAGUUCCUGUGUAGCUUCCACCUGGGCUGCAGAUUGCUGGAAUUCCUCUCAGAGUCAAGAAAACACACACACACACACACACACACACACACAUGCACGCACGCACACACACACACACACACACACGCAUGCACACACAUAGACACGCGUGCGCGACUGGCCUGCAGGAUUCAACAUCAGGGAAGUCUAAAAUAGUGAACCUGGCAAGAUAGCAUUAGAAAAGCAAGGAAUAAGUUGGGUCAUUCCAAUUUUCGGAAAACUUUUUGGAAUUAAAAUAAGGUGGAUCCUAUGUUUCAGGGGACGCCGCAUUUUUCUGUGGAGACCAGUUUUGGAGACCUUCUUUGGGACUAUAAUUCACACCACAGAAAGGGUACCGAGUGUGGCUCACAAAUCCGUGUGACCCCCAACACUGUCGGCACCCAGAAGGAUGCUGGUGUUGCUGGAUCUGUGCUUUAAUGCAAGUGGAGGACAGAUGGAGCGUGUGCGGGCUGGACACUGUGCCUGAGGGAGGCAUCCCUGUCACUGAGUGGAGCUGCAGAUCGUUAAUUCUGAGGGCUGCUUUUAAUGAAGCAAGCUGCCACACGUGCCCCUGUCUGCUCAGGAGAGCCUAGAUUCAAUGACAAGUUCACAUUUUAGGCAAGCAGUGGAGGAAAGCAAUCUACAGGUC